CUUUUCAUUGUUCCAAAUUUGUCUAGGAAGUGAAAAACCUAGAAAACGUUAAAUAAAUAUAGUUUAAGUAAGUUUAAAGCACUUUAAGUGCAUUUAAUCCAAUUUUCCUUUUUCCCUGCUUUUAAAACUUGAAGAUUAUUAAAUUAACUAUGAAUAAAUCUGCAGAAUCAUCAUUUGCACCGCUUGAAUACUAUAAGAAGCUCACAAACUGCCUUGCAAAUCGUAAGAACUUGAAAUUAAACAUCAGCAAGAUCCAAGGAAUAAGAUCCAGCACUGAUUUUCGUUUUAAAUCAACACCAUUUAUAACAAAUCGUAAGAUCCAGCUCAAGUUCCUCGCUAAUUAUCGUAUGCGAAAGGAAUUUAACGCAAAUCAGAAGCAACAACGCGAAAAAUCGGCAAAUAAGCCCGACGAAGCUAUUUUUAAUGUCAAAAACAAGAAUAAUACAGCAUUAAAUGAGAAAUUAAAGCGUAAGACUAACGAAGAGAGCUACAUCAAUUUAUCAGACUCGUAUUUUAAGGGAAAUCAAAUUCCAGAUUUAUCAUUAUUCAAAGUUCCUGGAAUUCCGCCAAUUAAGCGUCAAAAGAUCCAGAUCUUACCAAAUACAGUCAAUACGAGCAGCAUAACAAUUGCAUCACUCUUUUCUGAAGAUUUCAAUCCAAAGCAAUUCUCAACGCCAAUAACACAAGAUAAAGCACAUCCAAAACCGUUAAUUGCUGAUCCAAACGACUUUUUGCCAUCAUUGGGAAAUUUAGAGUUAGUAAUGGAAGAAGAAGGCAAUGAUAAAUGCAUGAAUGAUAGAAUUGAGGCAGCACGAGAACUUGACAAAAUGAAGGCAUACAAAAAUCUCAUCGACGAUGCUGCAACAUAUGUAGAAUCAGUCUGUUUUGGAGAAUUAACAGACGCAAUAAUCGCAAUCAUAAAGCGACUCUACAAUAAGUACGAAGAAGCAUCACAAUCACCCCGACCAUCAUUAAUCUCGUCAACAAGCAUCCGUAGCUUAAUAAAUGUUUUCACACAAACAUCAAUGGAAGCUAAAAAGACUCAAUCGUGGCCAGUUCCGAUAUUCUACAAUCAACUAAAAGGAGAAACAGUUAAUGACUUCACAUAUGACAACAACGACGAUGAUAUUAAUCCAUUAUUUGAGAACACAAAAGACUUAUUCUCCUUUUUGGAUGAUGACGAUUCAUUAGAUCUUGAAACGACUCCAAUUGAGUUCGAUAAGACUCCAACAACAUCACAAACAAGCUUCUUUGGUCACACACCACAUCCAGCAGCUAAUACAUUCUUGUCAUCGACACGAUUCUGCUUGACUCCAUAUCCACGUAGUCCAGGAUAUGGCGAAUGUGAUGAUUUGGACUGGUUGGGAGCAAAGUUUGACACAUCAAUGGAUAUGAGUUUUGAAACAGAAAGUAAUUUAUCAUUCGCUGAUAAGCGUAAUGACAAUUUGAAUUCAGAUAUUUCUGCCAUUUUCCGUUCACCACCAAAUUCCAAUAAUCAGGAAUCAAAUAAGCCAUUUUCGCGUGUCAUAUCACGUCCAAAAACGACAUCAAAUCGCAAUAGUGAAUCGGACGGGUUGUCUGAUAAGGAAGAUGAUUAUUCGUGGUGGUUUAAUAUUAACGAUAAUACACCAAAUAAUAACACAUUCAUGUCUAAAAAUGAUACACAAGAUAUUUUUGAUACUAAAUUUAAUUUGUUCUAAUUUACUUAUUUACUUCUUCCAAUAAAGCUUCUUCGUAACCUUCUUCUUAUACACAA
Molecule: messenger RNA, 1756 nt
Organism: Chironomus riparius
Lineage: Eukaryota; Metazoa; Arthropoda; Insecta; Diptera; Chironomidae
Source: the annotation of a GenBank genome assembly